CCGUUGGCCGUUCCCCGCUGCUGCCGGGGCCACCCGCGUGUAGUUAGCGCUUCUGCCCGUCACCUCUUGGCCUUUUUACCUGCCCUUGCGUGGUCUCCCAGGAGUCGCCCUCUGUGUGCACUUGCAGGUGUCGGAAAGUCGUCGCUCGUUCACCUCUUAUGCCAAAACCAGGUAUUGGGAAACCCGUCCUGGACAGUGGGCUGCUCGGUGGAUGUUCGAAUCCAUGACUACAAAGAAGGGACGCCAGAGGAGAAGACCUACUACAUUGAGCUGUGGGAUGUUGGAGGUUCAGUGGGUAGUGCCACUAGUGUGAAAAGCACACGAGCAGUAUUUUAUAACUUGCUGAACGGGAUAAUUUUAGUGCAUGACUUAACCAACAAGAAAUCAUCCCAGAAUUUGUAUCGCUGGUCUUUGGAAGCACUCAACAGAGAUGUCGCGCCAACAGGAGUUCUUGUGACAAAUGGUGACUAUGACCGUGAACAGUUUGCUGAUAACCAGAUUCCACUUCUGGUAAUAGGAACAAAGCUGGAUCAGAUCCCAGAAACUAAGCGAAAUGAAGUUUUGACCAGAACAGCUUUCUUGGCUGAGGAUUUCAAUGCUGAAGAGAUAAAUUUGGAUUGCACCAAUCCUCGUUACCUGGCUGCAGGUUCAUCCAAUGCUGUCAAGCUAAGCAGGUUUUUUGAUAAGGUCAUAGAGAAGAGAUACUUCUUAAGAGAUGGCAAUCAGAUUCCUGGCUUCUCUGAAAGGAAGAGGUUUGGAGGAGGAACGCUGAAGAGCCUUCAUUAUGAUUGAAGACCGAAGAAGCGGAAGAUGACUCCUCCGAGAUGCUAAUGACAUUCCCAUUCCGACUGGAUCCUUAAAGACAAUAAUGCUUAUGUCAAGCAGAGUAAAAUGAUACCAUGCUGUGGCCGGGUAGACUGCUGAAGCUACUUUUGCUGGAAAAGACUUGGGGAAGAAAUUCCAAAAAUCUAAUCUGAAGCCCAGAGUGUUUCUUAGUAUUGCAGGCUCUCUGCAUAUAUGGGAACAUUUGGGGAAAAUGUGCAAUAAAUUGAAUGCCUCUCACACUGCUGUGGGAAACUUUAUCAUACGUAGCACAUAUAUGUGACAUCUUUGUUAUCAUUUUGGAAAGCUUACGGAUGGUCUUUGCAAUUAUUUACAUUCAUCUUACCUGUAAAAGAAAGAUGACACUGAGUGGGCUUCUCAUUUACAGUAAAGUGAACAAAACAAGUGAGCAAAGUGUAAGGAUGGGUAAAGAAUGGUCUGGAAAAUAAUAGAAUGCCUUCAUUAAAUGAAUGGUGAUGCUUCACCUGGAACACACUGUUCAGCCAUAUUCAAAAGGGAUAAAAGAAAUAGGCAAGAGAUGAAAAAAGAUGUGAAGCCUUAAAAAGAAAAUCAUGAGUAGAAAACAAGUGGUAUUACUUCUGCUGCUUAAAUUAAAAUUGUUUACUUUGGAGAGAACAAAGUGAAUCAGGUAAUCCUGUUUAUCUUUUCAUAAUUGAGUGUGGUCUUGUUCUUAAUAUUAAAUUUAAAGGUGAUGCAUUGAAAGCUGAUGGAAAAAGUAUGGUUUUAUACAGUGCUUAUUUGGAACAAAUGUGACUGAGAGCUUAGUGGAUUCAGAAAACAUGAAAUGUAAGAACAUCCUCUGAAUUAGAAUGGAUAGAAAUUUAAAAAGGAUAUAAAGCCCUGUAAGAAGUAGGAACUGAGCAUGAUUAGAAGAAAAGUUCUGUGAUAGGGAUGUUCCCUUUUCGUAUUUAGUACUAAGAUCUGAUCUACUGUGCAAUCUGUUGUCUUCCUAAAUAGCCCAAGCUUUGCACAGUUUCUCACCUCCCCAUAAUUAUAUGGAGCAGUAAAAGCCUGAUUUAUGGCAGUUUCUUCUUUUCCCCUCCUUCCUCACCGUUACCUCUAAUGGUUAAGCCUCUGGCAAAGGCAAACUAAGAGCUGGAGUUAGAUAUAAAUACAAAUUAAUAAUAAAUGGGGUUAGAAGAAAGUAAAAUGCUGGUGUGAAAUUGACAGCAAGCAGAGUUCUGCAGUCUCCAGAUUACAUCUGCCUGCAGCUCUUCUCUAACAGCUGCUUGGAAAUAAAUGGAAAACUGCCUAUUGCUGCUAAUCAGGCACAAAAAUGACAGCUAGGUUGCACCAGUCAAGCUGAUUAAAAAUAUGGUUACUUUGCUUUUCCUUAGGCCAUUUCCAGAAAGGUCUUGGAGCAUUUGCAAACAUGAGUGCAGGGAGUUUUUAGAUGCCUGUAUGAAAUAGGUUAUUAGUUUACAUUUACUUUAAGACCAGGGAAAAUAAGGUACCGAAAUAUUCAUGGCAGGUAACCCAUGUCUGAGCUAGGCAGCUCAUGAUGGCACCAAUGUCUCUGCUCCUUUGGCAAUGAAGGCUGGAGUUAUUUUCAUGAGGUCAGGUGCUGUCUUAGGGUAAUCAAAUCCGGGCUCCCUCCAGUUACCAAGGCACUGCAGAGCAGAACAAGCAAGCUAGGGCUAUUUCUUCCUUCGCCCUAUGGCUUCCUUAGGAGAAUUGGAAGUGUUGUAGCGUAAGGGAGGCCGUUCAGUUUAAGAUGCCUCAUCAAGCAGUGGUGGUACGGGUCUCUGAUUUGGAGGAAGCAACUAUCCUAAGCAGCCCCCUUCAAUUAAUCAAAAAAGGAAGAUUGCUCAGCGUGCAAUGCUGAGGGUGACCUAAGCCCUAGUUGCAGCUUACCUGUGUUUGUGCAUUUCACUCCUGAGGCUCCACAAAGAAGAAACAUCUUCAUGUGAGAAAUCUUGUGAAGGUCAGCCCACGCUCUGGGAAGGGGAGGGAAUGCAUAGUUCCUAUGCAUCAGUGGGGCUGAAGGUGAUGGCAGUCAGGAUUUAGGAGCAAAUUAGAAGAAGAUAAUGUUGUGAUAGGAACGGGACAAGAUACAGGGAAUAGCACUGAGGAAAAGUAGAGCACAUGGGCAAGCAGUAGAAGGCUAGGAGAUUGAGAAAGAAGUUUGCUUGAGGCUGGGGCUCCUGCUCUGGGCUCAGCGAAGUCUGUCUGGACUCAGCCUUCCAGCUGCAAGCCAUAAAACCCCUCCCAGGACAUCUCCGUCCGCUCUUGAACUGACCUGCUGUGUGG
Molecule: messenger RNA, 3093 nt
Organism: Egretta garzetta (little egret)
Lineage: Eukaryota; Metazoa; Chordata; Aves; Pelecaniformes; Ardeidae
Gene: RABL3
Product: RAB, member of RAS oncogene family like 3
Exons: 7
Biological process (GO): intracellular protein transport
Cellular component (GO): endomembrane system
Molecular function (GO): GTPase activity
Source: RefSeq, a predicted model, not a curated record